Molecule: messenger RNA, 2598 nt
Organism: Hemicordylus capensis (graceful crag lizard)
Lineage: Eukaryota; Metazoa; Chordata; Lepidosauria; Squamata; Cordylidae
Product: death-associated protein kinase 2-like
Exons: 14
Coding region: 766-1998 (410 amino acids)
Biological process (GO): protein phosphorylation; positive regulation of apoptotic process; intracellular signal transduction
Cellular component (GO): cytoplasm; nucleus
Molecular function (GO): ATP binding; protein serine/threonine kinase activity
Source: RefSeq, a predicted model, not a curated record
UGCCAGUCUGGGUAGACGACACUGAGUUCCACGGACCAAGGGUCUGACUCGGUAUCAUAAAGCAGCUCGCUCUGUUCCAGAUUUGGCACGCGGGGCGGGGGGGGCUCAUCCUCCUCCUCCUCCUGAGCCGCCCUGGCCAGACACUCGCCGGGCGUAAGGCGAGCAUGCGCGCCUCUCUCCCGCCAGCUCCUUCGCGCGGAAAGUCCGCGGCUUUGGCGCAAGUGGGGGGGCGUCCCGCUGGCUCUUCGGGAGCGGGCGGCUGGCCGGCAGGCAGGCAGAGCACGGGGGCUCUCCGGGGGCAGGAAACGGGCCGCCUCCAGCCCGCGCCAGGCGAGCAGGGAGAGGAGACCAGCGAGAGAGCGCUCGCCCGGUGGGCUGGUUGGCUGCUGUCGCAGUUUGGGGCGAUCAUUCCUGGCGCGGCUCCUCCCGGCUGUCCCUCGGAGGUGGGUCUGGAAAGGAUCGGCGAGAGGCUGAGCGGAGCCGAGGAGGAGAAAGAGCAGCAAACUCGGGAGGAGGAAGAGGAGGAGGAGGCGCAGCCCCUGAAGCCCAGGCGGGUGGCAUAAUUCAUCUCUGGCUUUGGGUUGCCAGCCAGCCAGCACAUUGGAGGAGGUGGGGAGAGAGAGAGAGAGAGAGAAGACGAGACCAUCUACAAGAGCCAUCAUCGCAUGCUCAGAGGCCAGGCACCAGAGCACGACAGUGCUGCGACCACCACCUUGGCAUCCAGGCAGGGAAAGAAGCCGCUGAGCCUGUGAUCAGCGUCAGCCGAUGGCCAAAGAUGGGGAGCUUGAGGUCCUCGCCAGCGGCAAGACGGGGAGCCCGAACGGAGACUCCAAGGAGACCCCCGGCAGCCUGGACGACGACGACGACGAGGUCUUUGUGAGCACGGAUGGCCCAGCCCCCAGGACCGCUGUGGCCGCCCCGUUCCGGCACUGCAGCGUGGAGGAGCUUUAUGAGCUGCAGGAGAAGAUCGGCAGCGGGCACUUCGGGGUGGUGAGGCGCUGCCAGGAGCGGACCACGGGCACCUUCUACGCUGCCAAGUCCGUGAAGAUGCGCCGGCAGAAAGGCAGCCGCCUGGGCCUGGACCGGGAGCAGGUGGAGCGGGAGGUCUGCAUCUUGCAGCAGCUGGAGCACCCCAGCAUCAUGCGGCUGUACGACGUCUUCGCCAGCAAGGCUGAGAUGGUCCUGAUUCUGGAGCUCAUCCAGGGGGGCGAGCUCUUUGACUUCAUUGCGGAGAAGGAGAUCCUGUCGGAGGAGGAAGCCAUUGAGUUCCUGAAGCAGAUCCUCCAAGGCGUGGCCUACAUGCAUUCCUGCCACAUUGCACAUUUCGACCUGAAGCCAGAGAACAUCAUGCUGUUUCAGAAGGAUGUCCCCAACCCCAGGAUCAAGAUCAUUGACUUUGGCCUGGCACAGAAGCUGGAGGAAGGCGUGACCUUCAAGAGCCUGUGUGGGACUCCACAGUACAUUGCUCCCGAAGUGAUCAACUACGAGGCUCUGAACUCGGCGACGGACAUGUGGAGCAUCGGGGUGAUUACGUACAUCUUGCUGAGUGGCAUGUCCCCAUUCCAGGGGGAGACAGAUGCAGAGACCCUCUCCAACGUCGUCUCUGGGACCUAUGAGUUUGAGGAGAAGUAUUUCAGCCAGACCUCGGACCUGGCCAAGGACUUCAUCCGGCAGCUUCUGGUGAAGGAGCCUGGGAGCCGAAUGAGUGCUGCCAGGUGCCUCGUCCACCCGUGGAUCAAGCCCCUGACCCGGAAACAGGCCAUGAACCGAAGCCGCUCUUCCAUCAACAUGAAGAAUUUCCGCAGGUUUAACGCUCGCCGGAAGUGGAAGCUCUCCUACAACAUGGUGUUUGCAUGCAACCGCCUGUGCCGUAUGCAGCGUUUGUGCCAUCGCAAGGAGGAGGAGGACGAACACCUGCGUGAUUGCGAGAGCGACCAGGAAGAGGAAGCCUGCAGCCUCAUGGCUCUGCUCCGCAGCCGGAGAAACAGCUGCUCCUGAACCCGGUCCCGGGAAAUGCCACGCGGCACGCUCCCCUGCCUACCCCUCCGUCCACCCCGCCGGAAGGACACGGUGCGCCGAUCUCCAGGCGCUGGGCUGGAUGAAGAUCCUCUACGGCAGAAGCUUCUGAGGUUGGUCCGGAGGCCCCGAGGCUGUGGGGUCCCGAGGCCUUAAUAUCGCCCAGGCUUCAAGGCCAGCAAAUAGCCCCAACUGUGGCCGGGGGGAUGAUGGGAGUUGUAGUCCAGCAACAGCGAAAACGUCCAUGCCUGGGCUGUGUUACAGCAAGGCACGAGUCCACCUUUGGGGGGCCCAGUACUUCGCAUGCAUCCUGCUUCGUCCCAUCAGAUCUCUACACCCCAGCCUCCUGGGCUCAAGAAAGAAAAUCUGUUUGAACGAGGCAGGCUGCCGGGUUUUCUUUGCAGGGAUGGGGGUGGAUUUAACGGCGAACCAUUUCAGCUAAACGUGGGGGCCGGGAAUCCCCAAUUUCCCCCCUCCACCCCGGGGUUCCGGACAAGGAAACGCUUCCGUUGGCUUCCCUGACUGACUAUACGUUUGCUUUCGUUUCGACAAAAGAAAUAAAAACUGCGAAAUCUUCCUGUC